GGAGCAUCGUGUCGGGGGAGGGGUCUGCACUGCCGCUGCAAUCUGUGUUGUUUGGGGGUCUGUGGUUGGGGAUGAAUGAGGGGGAAGGGAGUCGCAGUGGGCUCCACAUCCCCACGGUGCCUGGUUUCGGGGGGUCGUGCCGAGGUUUGCGCCCCGGCGGUGCAGGGCUUGGGGCCCUGAGUGACACAUUACACACAGAGGGGUGGGCUGUGCGUGCAGCGGAGGGGAGAUGCCUGCGUCAGGCACAGCGCUGCAGAGCAGCAAGGGGGGCAUCGCUUCGGAGCUGGGUGAGGGACCCCGAGGCCCUGCGAGAUUUAAAGGAACGGCUGCAGAGCUGGGGGCACCGCAGGUACCACGGUGCCGUGGGCAGGCAGGGGGGCAUCACCACCCUGCUGGGGUCGGGUCCCGGUGCCAAGGCUGUUGUGAAAUCCACAGCUCAACACCAAGAAGCGGCGUUCAGCAGGCGUGGGGCUGAGGGGAGGUGUUCCCAUGGUGCUGCCCCAUAGCGCAGCCUGGGAUGCAGCGCGGUGCCGUUGCUCAGCGGAGCCAGGCGGCGCGGUGCAGGGCUGUGUGUGCCAUGCAGCCCCGUGGCACCGAUGGUUUGCUCUUCAUUCAUUGGGAUUCCUAGAAUCUACAUCGAGGAGCAGCCUGCUGUGUGUUCCAGCAGGCAGGACAGGACGUGCAGGGGGUGAUUUGGUGGGGGUGAGAGCACCGGGGGGCUGCAGUGCUGAGAGCACACCUGUGGGCCGGACCCACAUUUACUGACGGGGAACAGCAGCACAGGGACGCAGAGAUCUGCGUUGUGGUGCACGGCCAAUUCUUUAGGCUGUUUUAUUUCAGUGCCAGUAGAGAAAUAAACUCCUAACCAGGAUGUGGGGUUACGUUGCCCCGUUCUGCAUCCCCCAUGCAGCUCCAUGUCGGGACGCAGCCCCGCUCGGUGCAGCCAACGUGCCAUGGAGAUGAAAUCACGCUGGGCAGCGGUGCAGAAACAUUGGGUGCAGCUGCCUGGUUUGGCGUUGCAGGCAAUUUGUCUCACUGGAAAUGAAUCUUUCCUCCCAGGGCAGGGAGAGCACGAGGGCCGUGUGUCUUUCUGUGUGCUUUGGGCCUUCUGGCUCCGAUGUCCUGCUGUCCUGCAAGGGCCCAUCCACGGACUCUCCGAUCUGUCCCCAAACGCGCUGUGUUGUCCCCAUAGCUUUCCCCAUCCCCACAAACAUCGCAGUGCCACCUCACAGCACUGGGAGCACCGUGGGAGCCGGGAUGUCACUGCUGCUGUCACCCUCCCCCCCACAUCCUUUGGCAGUUUGGGAUGGCGAUGGGGCCGGGGUGGCUGCGGGGAUGCUGCGCUCAGUGUCCCCACACACAGUGGCUCUGGAGAUGCUGACUGCAAUUUUCCACUCCAUUUUUGGUAAAAAUGUACCAAGCUCACAUUAGUGCUGGAGGCACUGCCGGCAGCACGGGCUGGAGCACAGCCUCGGCUCCUGCCACUGGGAACUCCUGCUUUUGUGCCCGGGAGGCCGGGAAGCAGCUGGGUUUGAGCAUCGGCAGCGCGGUGGUGCAAGAUGGUUGUUGCAGCGCGAGGGUGGAGCGCGCGGAAACAGGAAACAGCAGCCUCUGCCUGUGUCACCAUUACUGGAACUCGCUUAGCCGAAGCUGCCGAAGCAGCAACAGGAAGAGCCUGGUGGUGGGGACUCCAUCUCCAACCCUCUCGCGCCCUCUCUCCCCGCUCUCAGUGCCCACAGCUGGGAGCAGCCCCUUGGACAGCCCUCGCAACUUCUCCGCCAGCACCUCCAUCAACUUCCCCUUCGCCCGCAGCCACGCUCCUCGGACUGACAGGGCCGAUGGCAGAAGGUGGUCACUGGCUUCGCUCCCCUCAUCUGGCUAUGGGACCAACACCCCCAGCUCCACCGUCUCGUCGUCCUCGUCCUCCCAGGAGCGGCUGCACCAGCUGCCAUACCAGCCCACCCCCGAUGAGCUGCAUUUCCUCUCCAAACACUUCCGCAGCACUGAGAGCGUCACGGAUGAGGAGGGGCGGCACUCGCCCUGUCUGCGCCCACGAUCCCGGAGCCUGAGCCCUGGGCGGACGAGUGGAACAUUUGAUAACGAGGUCGUGAUGAUGAACCAUGUCUACAAGGAGCGGUUCCCCAAGGCUACAGCCCAGAUGGAGGAGCGUCUGCAGGACACGAUCAGGAACUUCUCUUCCAGCAGCACUCUGCCUCUGGCCGACGGGGUGCUGGGCUUCAUCCACCACCAGAUCAUCGAGCUGGCUCGCGACUGCUUGGCCAAAUCCCAGGGGGCCCUCAUCACUUCUCGCUACUUCAUGGAGCUGCAGGAGAAGCUCGAGAAGAUGCUGAGAGACGCUCAGGAGCGUUCGGAGAGUGAGGAAGUGAAGUUCAUUGACCAGCUGGUGAGGAAGCUGCUGAUAAUCAUCUCCCGUCCUGCUCGCCUUCUGGAGUGCCUGGAGUUUGACCCUGAGGAGUUCUACCAUCUCCUGGAAGCUGCUGAGGGCCACGCCAAAGUUGGUCAGGGCAUAAAGACCGACAUUCCCCGCUACAUCAUCAGCCAGCUGGGGCUCGUCAAGGACCCUCUGGAGGAGAUGGUCCAGCUGGACCACUUUGACAGUGGGAACACCAUCACCCCUGAGAACGACGAUGCCUGUGAGAGCCAGCAGUCGGUCAGUGCUCCUCGGAGGAAGCCCUGUGAGGGCGACUUUGAGACCAUCAAGCUGAUCAGCAACGGAGCCUAUGGGGCCGUGUACCUGGUGAGGCACAGGGAGACGCGGCAGCGCUUUGCCUUGAAGAAGAUCAACAAGCAGAACCUCAUCCUGCGCAACCAGAUCCAGCAGGUGUUUGUGGAGAGGGACAUCCUCACUUUCGCAGAGAACCCCUUUGUGGUCAGCAUGUUCUGCUCCUUCGAGACGAAGCGACACCUCUGUAUGGUGAUGGAGUAUGUGGAAGGUGGGGAUUGUGCCACAUUGCUGAAGAACAUGGGCCCGCUGCCCGUGGACAUGGCGAAGAUGUACUUUGCUGAGACUGUGCUGGCCCUGGAAUAUCUCCAUAACUACGGCAUUGUGCACCGCGACCUCAAACCUGACAACCUGCUCAUCACCUCCAUGGGCCACAUAAAGCUGACAGACUUUGGGCUGUCCAAGAUUGGCCUGAUGAAUAUGACCACCAACCUCUACGAGGGGCACAUGGAGAAGGACACCAGGGAGUUCAUGGACAAGCAGGUGUGCGGCACCCCAGAGUACAUCGCGCCCGAAGUCAUCCUCAUCCAGGGCUACGGGAAGCCUGUCGACUGGUGGGCCAUGGGCAUCAUCCUGUAUGAGUUCCUUGUGGGCUGUGUCCCCUUCUUUGGGGACACCCCCGAGGAGCUCUUCGGGCAGGUGAUCAGCGAUGAAAUCAUGUGGCCAGAGGGUGAUGAGGCUCUUCCUGCUGAUGCUCAGGACCUGAUCACACGGCUGCUGAGGCAGUGCCCGCUCGAGCGCCUGGGCACCGGGGGUGCGCACGAGGUGAAGCACCAUGCCUUCUUCCUCCACCUGGACUGGAACGGGCUUCUGCGGCAGAAAGCGGAGUUCAUCCCACAGCUGGAGUCAGAGGACGACACCAGCUACUUCGACACUCGAUCCGAGAGGUACCGGCACUUGGAUUCGGAAGACGAAGAGACCAACGAUGAGGAAUCAUCUGUAGAGAUUGGCCAGUUCUCCUCCUGCUCCCACCGCUUCAGCAAGGUGUACAGCAGCUCCGAGUACCUGGCCACGCACUCCAACCUCAGCCUCUCAUCCUCUGACCGGAGCCACAGCGAGGACAAGGAGGACAGGGCAGAGCGGUGGGACCGCCACUCGGGUGACGAGGACAAGAACCGGCCAUCGGGCGCAGAGCCCCGGCUGCGGUCCUGGACAUCCUGCAGCUCCACACCGUACACUGCCCAGCACGAGCGCAGCCGCAGCCCUGCUGCCCUGACCAGCACCUACAGCCUGGACACCAUGCCCAAGUUUGCCUUCUCCUCAGAAGAUGAAAGCCCUUGUGUGGCCUCAGCCAAGCCGGAGCGACCCAAAUUUGUGCUGGGAGACCCUGACUCUGGAGUGAAGACCUCAUCGCUAUCUGCUGAUCUCGUCAGUCUGAACCGCAUCCGCCUGCGGAGCAACAGCACGGGCACCAAGAACUCAGCUCCACGAGGCUUGGAGCCAGGCAGCAGCCGCCGGCUGAGCAGCCAGAGGGAUGGCGUGGAGAAGCCAAGAGCUUCACCGGGCAGCCGAGUGCCCAAAUCCGCUUCUGUCUCAGCCUUGUCCCUCAUCAUCACAUCAGAUGACUUCAGCAGCGGCGCCCUCAUGAGUCCCAUCUCCCCUCACUCGCUUUCAUCCAACCCCUCUUCCCGCGACUCGUCCCCGAGCCGGGAUUCCUCCCUGGCCAUCACCAGCCUGAGGCCCCCCAUCAUCAUCCACAGCUCAGGAAAGAAGUACGGCUUCACGCUGCGUGCCAUCCGCGUGUACAUGGGGGACAGUGACGUCUACACUGUGCACCACAUGGUCUGGAGCGUGGAAGAAGGGAGUCCUGCACAGGAAGCAGGGCUGAGAGCGGGUGAUCUCAUCACACACGUGAAUGGGGAGUCAGUGCUGGGCCUGGUGCACCGGGACGUCGUGGAGCUGCUGCUGAAGAGCGGCAAUAAGGUCGCCCUGCGGACCACCGCCCUGGAGAACACCUCCAUUAAAAUUGGCCCUGCCCGGAAAAACAGCUCCAAGACAAGGAUGGCCCGAAGGAGCAAGAAGAGCAGGAAAAGGGACAGCCAGGACAGGAGGAAAUCCCUUUUCAAGAAGAUCUCCAAGCAGUCAACGGUCCUGCACACCAGCCGCAGCUUCUCCUCCGGCCUCCACCACUCGCUGUCAUCGAGUGAGAGUCUCCCAGAGUCCCCUACGCACAGCCUGUCACCAGGUCCCACGACGCCCUGCCGCAGCCCCGCUCCAGACCUGCCCCCAGAUGCGGUGUCCCCACAGAGCACCUCUCCCUCCUCCAGCACCCCCACGUCUCCAGCUGGCCACGUGCGGCCCAGCACCCUGCACGGGCUGGCCCCCAAGCUGGGCGGUCAGCGCUACAAGGUGGGACGCCGCAAGUCCACCAGCAGCAUCCCACCCUCACCCCUGGCCUGCACACCUACCUGUGCCCCGCGACCCACGUCCCCGCAGAGAUCCCCAUCCCCGCUGCUGCCCGGACACCCCAAAACCACCCAUCCCUUCCAAGGCAAGACGCUGUCCCCCCCCACCAUUGUGCGGCAGGGGCCGCGGCCACGCAGCGCCGAGUGCCCCCGCUCACCCCUCCUCAAGCGCGUGCAGUCAGCAGAGAAGAUGGCAACCUACCUGGCGGAGAAGAAGAGCGUGGGCAGCCGCAAGCUGGGACCGGAGAUGCCUGCACGGGAUGGGACUGGGGAGGUGUUUGGGGAGGGCGAAGCGCCCGGCUCGGUGCACUGCGGGGAGCACGGCCAUAUGGCAGCCUGGAGGCAGGGAGAGCAGGAGAUGGUGGUGAUGCGGCGCCUGAACCUCUCUGAGCGCCGCGACUCCUUCAAGAAGCAGGAGGCUGUACAAGAAGUCAGCUUCGAUGAGCCGGGCAGCGAGGACGGUGCCAAGGGCGACACGGGGCAGGGCCAGGGCCGCGUGGAGCCCAGGGUCGGCCGGGUGCCGCAGAUCGCGGUGCAGGGCUCAGAGGGCGACGAGCAGGAGCCGGUGGGCUGGCAGUGCCAGGGCUCCUACCCGCUGCACCUGCUGGGCACCGAUGGCACUGCUGGCAUCGCUGUGCCGUGGCGGGACGGCCGCCGGCAGCACCGGACCUGUGGGGACAGGGCCCCCCCGGGGCUGUCAGCACGGGACAUCCCCUAAAAGGGACCCUGGGCACACGUGGCUCCGUGGGAUUUAACGCACUGCGACCUGGAGGUGUGACUUCUGUGCUCCCGGAGAGAUGCUCACGUUUUUGCAGUGGUGUUCCCCUGGUGAGGCCCACGCUGAAAAGAAAGGACUCGAUGCAAAUACUCUGAACUACUCCAAACUAAUUUAUUACUUUUAUAAGCUAAAAGGCAUUGCAGGGUCCGAGCCGUCCCAACCUUUUCUGUGCAUUUCCCAGCUCCUGUCCCAAUGGCACGAUGUUUUCUAACCAGCUUUUUUCCACAUUUGCUCACUUUCAGCUGGAAAAGCACCCAAAAGGGUGUUAUAAGGCGGUUUUCUGGAUAGCACUGAAGCUGAGGGUUCCCCUCUGUAGACAGGGGGUUGGACUACAUGAUCUCAGUGGUCUUUUCCAACCUUUAUGAUUCUAUGAUUUGCAUUCAGGAUCGCCUCCGUCCCCAUAAAUCCCCCUGGUGCCUCCCUACUCUGGAGGAAAAUGCUCCAAACCCCAGCAUCCCGGUGGGCAACACGGCAGGGCCACACGCUUUGUUUUAUUAACAUGCAAAGGAUGGAGAGGUUUAAAUUUUUUUAAUUAUGUUUCCUUCUGAGAAAGACCCAAACCACUGAGCCCACCCUAUUGGUGUUCCCGAGUGGGAUUGGGCUGGGGAGGAGAAGCUCACCCAGCCCCACCAUGCUGGGGGCUCAGCAAUGUAACACAAAUAAUGGCAUUUUUAGGUUUACUUUUCAAUCAGCUGUGAUGUAUCUUUGGGCAUGCGCAGGUGCAUUUUGUGAAAAACCACUAUUUCCUUUUUGUUUUUUUAAACACAAACCCCACACCAACCCGCCCAGUUCUUCCAUCAACCACCAAACCCCACAAACCCCGUUCCUGGCAGGAUUCUGGCGGCUCAUUUCUGACUGGAUUUGCUGGGCCCGAUCCCGACUGGAUUCUCAGCACACGUGAGGCCUUUCCCACAGCAUUCCCGCUCAUUUGACCUCACGGUGCUCCGCUUUGGCCUCGCAAAGGGUUUUUUUAACAGAAAAAGCGGCGAAAGCAAACAGGGCCUUGCCUUGGGAAGGGCCGAGCACCGGCCUUGCUGUCAGCAUUGCGGAGUUUUACGCGGCAUUAAAUUGUUCCUUGGGA
Messenger RNA from Tympanuchus pallidicinctus (lesser prairie-chicken), 7007 nucleotides. It is a transcript of the gene MAST3, whose product is annotated as microtubule associated serine/threonine kinase 3. Lineage: Eukaryota; Metazoa; Chordata; Aves; Galliformes; Phasianidae. Gene Ontology annotation, molecular function: ATP binding; magnesium ion binding; protein serine/threonine kinase activity. The coding region runs from base 1412 to 5866 and encodes 1484 amino acids. The transcript is spliced from 27 exons. Gene Ontology annotation, biological process: intracellular signal transduction; peptidyl-serine phosphorylation. The record is from RefSeq and is a predicted model, not a curated record.